AUGUCAAAUUCACCGCAAGACGCAUUGAUUUGUCCAAUUACGUAUGAAAUAUUUCGUAAUCCUGUUGUAGCUGAAGAUGGUCACACGUAUGAGAAAGAAGCAAUAGUCGACUGGAUUAAUAAAGAUGGUACCAGCCCUAUUACACGAGAGCGAUUAACGGUUGAUGGAUUAAGGCCAAACUAUACGGUAAAAAAAUUAGUCGAUGAAUUUGAAAAAAGCCUCCAGAAAAAAAAUUACCAGUUUCGAUUAGGCGUAGAUGUGAAAAAAUCUCGCAAAGCGUUGUUCCAAACGUUUGGAAAAUCUAUUUUCGAGGCCGAGUGGUUAACAAAAGACAACAAAGGUCCUAGAAUCGUUCUGAUGAAGAUUGAUGGUGCCCGAGCAAAAAAAGAAGCGUCAUUCUAUGUUGAUCUAAGUCGGCACCCACAUAUCGUCCGAACAUUUGGUUUAGUUGACGACAAUUUUCAAGAUAACAAUAAUAAACCGACUAACUCUGUUAUGUUACUUCAAGAGUACGCGCCCGAAGGUAGUCUAUACGAAUUACUUCAAGAACUGAAUACUGUGCCAAACGAGCAAAUCCUCCUUCAAAUGUUUAUACAAACUACAGACGCUAUGGUCUUUUUGGUGCACAAUGGUAUUAUUCACGGUGAUUUGGCGUGCAGAAAUAUACUCGUAUUCCGUUUCGACGAGCAAGAACCAAGACAGAAUCUUGUCAAAAUAACAGAUUUUGGUCUUAGCCGUCAUAGUUCGAUAUAUGCGACAGCAAAUAGUGUCGCAAGGACAACUCUUAACAUUGUACCUACCAGAUAUGCAGCACCAGAGAUUCUUAAUAACAAUGGGAAGUCGAGUUCUUAUACAGAAAAAUCCGACGUUUAUUCAAUGGGUAUUACAAUGUGGGAAGCUUAUAGCAAAGGUACAAUUCCCUGGUCUCAAAUUGACAAUGAUGAAGAAGUUCGUCGCAUGGUUGUCAAUGGGGAAAUACUCUCUCAACCAGCAAAUUGUCAGGAUGAAAAGUGGAAAAUCAUAACUACAUCUUUGUCCAAAAAACCCGAAGAUCAGAUUACAACGAUACCAUGUGAAUUAUGUGGUGAAUUAAUCGAAUUUAACGAAUUUCAAGCUCACAUGCAACCGUGCGCCGAAAUGGAAAAAAGACGAUUGCAGCGAAAAGCACCGUACGUAAUACAAGACGAAACAUGA
Molecule: messenger RNA, 1194 nt
Organism: Didymodactylos carnosus
Lineage: Eukaryota; Metazoa; Rotifera; Eurotatoria; Philodinida; Philodinidae
Source: the annotation of a GenBank genome assembly